AGCACCGUCACCCCGCAACUCAUGCUCCCCCUAGUCGGCGAUCUUGCGCCCCCCGCCCGCCGCGCCUCUUCGCUAGCCGUCAUCGUCUCCGGCCUCUCGCUCGGCGUCCUUCUCGCCCGCACCUUGGCCGGCGUGCUAGCCAGCUUUACCUCCUGGCGCAACAUCUACUGGUUCGGCUUAGGCGUGCAAUGGCUCGUCUUUGCACUGCUCUACAUCUGGAUGCCUGAUUACCCCUCCAAAAACCCUGACACAAAGUUCAACUAUUUCAUACUGCCGUGGCAGAUUGCGCAACUGCUGGCCACCGAACCGUUGCUCUUACAGGCGGCGCUGGUGGCCUUCCUGCACAGCGGUAUUUUCACGAGUUACUGGACGACGCUGAGUUUCCUGCUGGGCAGUCCGCCGUACGAGUACUCGUCAAUGGUGAUUGGGUUGUUCGGGUUGAUUGGCGUGGUGGUGAUUGUGUGCGCGCCGAUUUACUCGCGGCUCAUAAUCGAUCGGUUGGUGCCGCUGGUGUCUGCGAUCAUGGGCCUGGUGGUCGAGACGGUGGGUGUGGUGGUGGGCACGUCGGUCGGCAGCUUUAACGUCGCGGGCCCCGUGGUGCAGGCUAUUCUGAUUGAUUUGGGCGGACAGUUUACGCAGAUCGCGAUGAGAAGUUCGAUUUAUGGCAUUCAGCCGUUGGCGAGAAACCGGGUCAAUACGGCGUACAUGGUGGUCAGCUUCGCUGGGCAGUUGACGGGGACGGCGGUGGGGAAUAGGCUUUAUGCUCAGGGUGGGUGGGUGUACAGUGGUGAGGAAAUAGUUGCCUUUGGCGGGUUUGCGUUGAUUAUCUGCCUUGUCAGAGGACCAAGAGAAAAAGGGUGGGUUGGCUGGUCAGGGGGUUGGACUUGCCGAAGAGAGGACUUAGCGCCGAAGAAGAGUGAGAUGAUAACGGAACAGGCACUCGAGGAAGCCGGUGCAGUUGGUGAAGGCGGCGAAGCCGUUCGACGUGACGUUGAAUGCGUCAGUGCAUCCAAUGGUGGGAACGUCACAAGUGAUGGCAAGACGCAACAAUGAGCGUUCGGUUUCAUCUGGGCUGUUGGCCGAGUUGGCCAUAUAGGGCAAAUACCCGAAGCACAAAUACCAUUUAUCACUACAAAUAACGAUAUCACAGACACUUAGCGGUGGCUUGUCUAUGCAUAGGAGGAGGUGUUGACAGGGGUUUGGAUGACUCGGCUACACCUCGGCCGGGAUACGAAUGUUAGUUAGGGUGAGUACGUCGAUCAUACAGAAAGUCGGCAAACAGAGGUUAGCGGCCGGGCACAAACGAUUGGCUGGGUUCCAUUGUUUGGCCCACCUGGCCCACAUUGCGUUGUCCAUCUUCUCUCUGUUGCUCCACCAUCGCCUCGCAUGGGUUUUUCAUCGCAC
Neurospora hispaniola is the source of this 1404-nucleotide messenger RNA. Its product is annotated as major facilitator superfamily domain-containing protein. Gene Ontology annotation, molecular function: transmembrane transporter activity. Bases 22 to 1053 code for a protein of 343 amino acids. The transcript has 2 exons. The record is from RefSeq and is a predicted model, not a curated record. Gene Ontology annotation, biological process: transmembrane transport. NCBI's taxonomy places the organism in Eukaryota, Fungi, Ascomycota, Sordariomycetes, Sordariales, Sordariaceae.